AUGGGUUCAUUUGAUACCAAUGCAAGUUCAAGGCCUCGCAUAGGCAAGAGCAGUGGAGAGCUCUCAAAAAUUAAUGUUAAACUACCUCCAAUACAUGAAUUAGCUUCAAAUUCCUCUUAUGGGCAUUCAUCAAUAUCUCCUAGAAUACCACACGGAAAUAUUCAUCCAAAUCUGGGUAACGAAAGUCUUGACAAAUAUAGAUAUCAGGUAAAUUCUUCAACCCCAGCGUAUUAUGCUGGAAGUGAAACCAGGGCACCCAUAAAUUAUACAAAUAAAAUAUUGCCCACGCAUAGUACUUCUUACUACGACAAACCACCACUGACUCAAUACCAAUACUAUACAUCACCCCCUACAUUAACAUAUCCCCCUGUAGGAUAUCCACCACACCAUGCCAUGUAUUAUUCCCAAUAUUCUCCACAAGUGCCUACAAUUGCUGGAAGCAAUCAUUUUGUUGCGCCCGAAGUUAUAAAUAAGACUAGUAACGUAUGCCAAAGAUGUGGUACUACUGAGACUCCUGAAUGGAGAAGGGGACCAGGUGGUAUGAAAACAUUGUGCAAUGCCUGUGGUUUAUUUCAUGCAAAAUUGGUUAAAAGGAAAGGUGCUGCUUUGGCCGCGAAAGAAGUUUUAAAUAAUAAGGUCUGCAAAGGCAAGAACGGUCGAAGAAUAUCAAUCAAAAAAAAUUCUAUUGAUAGUGAUCGCCUAAAGAAUGAAAUGUUUACUUCUUUGACAGCCCCUAAUAGCAAUGCUAAAAAUAAUACUUCGAAUGUUGGUGAACUCCCAACACCACCUACAUCUCAGUUCUCACCCGCUUUAAUUCGUCAUUAG
Messenger RNA from Debaryomyces fabryi, 825 nucleotides. RefSeq names its product GATA-type transcription factor BRG1 (gene BRG1). The transcript has a single exon. Gene Ontology annotation, molecular function: zinc ion binding; sequence-specific DNA binding. Bases 1 to 825 code for a protein of 274 amino acids. The record is from RefSeq and is a predicted model, not a curated record. NCBI's taxonomy places the organism in Eukaryota, Fungi, Ascomycota, Pichiomycetes, Serinales, Debaryomycetaceae. Gene Ontology annotation, biological process: regulation of DNA-templated transcription.